CAGUAGUAGGCUAACUUUGAAAUCCAGAGGAGGGCAGUAUCGGAACACCUCUGAACAAACCCUUUCUGAUGACGUCAAUUCAAACAUGGCGGCGAUCUAGACGGUCCAUGCUUGUUUGUUGAUCAUACAAUUUCACACGUUACUGAGGAUUAUCUACGUCUGUUUUUAGCAAAAUGUCACGAAUUAUUGUGAAGAACCUCCCAAACGGGAUGAAGGAUGAGCGGUUCCGUAACAUGUUCGCGGACUUUGGAACAUUGACGGACUGUGGGUUGAAGUAUACCAAAGACGGGAAGUUUCGCAAGUUUGGUUUCGUUGGCUUCAAGUCCGAAGAGGAUGCUGAAAGGGCUCUGAAGCAUUUCAACAAAAGUUUUGUUGACACGUCAAAAGUGACGGUUGAAUUUUGCAAAGCUUUUGGAGAUCCCAAUAAAGACCGCCCUUGGAGUAAGCACACUCGCCAGCCCGCUGCAGAGAAGGCCAAGGCAGAGGCAAAACAGAAAGAUGAAAAAGCAAAGAAGGAAAAGAAAAAGAAGGAGGUGACCACUGUUCUUGGAGAUCUAGAGGAAGACCAAAGCUUCCAGGAGUUCCUGUCAUUACACCAGAACCGCGCUCAGGUACCCACAUGGGCCAACGAUGCCAUGGAGAAACCAUCUGUCAUUGGGAAAGCAAAAGUUGCUGGUAAAAAAGAGACCAAAAAGCCCAAGUCGGCAGCUACAGAUGACUACUUAAACUUUGACUCCGACGAGUCUGAUGAGAUUGACAAUGAAGAGGAAGAAGUAGAGGAGGAGAAGGAUGAAGAGAUGGAACCAGAAAAUAGUGGCGCACCCAAGGAGGCCCUCAAGACAGGCCUAUCUGACAUGGACUACCUGCGCUCAAAGGUGGUGGCAAAAUCUGAAGUGGAUGAGGAUGCAGACGAAGAUGAUGACGAUGAUGACGAUGAUGAAGACGAAGAAGCAAAAGAGAUGGCCGAUGAGGAGGGUAGUGGCGAUGAAGAUGAGGAUGCGGAAGAGAAUGAGCACACUUCCGCUCGUCAUGACAGUGCUUAUGAGAGUGGGGAUAUUGACAGUGACAAGAAGGAUAAACGACUUCAGAUGCAAUCUACUACUGAGUUUACAGUUAAGCUUCGUGGAGUUCCAUUCAAUGUUAAAGAGCAACAAAUUCGGGAGUUUAUGACGCCAUUGAAGCCUGUGGCUAUUCGCAUCGGCAAGAACGAGGAGGGCCGGAACUCCGGUUAUGUGUAUGUAGACCUGCGUUCCGAGGAGGAGAUAGAGCGAGCUCUUCGGAUGAACAAGGACUAUAUGGGGGGGCGCUAUGUGGAGGUGUUUCGAGUGAAGAGUUGGGACAAGAGAGAAAUAAGGAAGAAUGCUUGGCAGGAGCGGAACUUUGAGAGGGAGCUGAAGGACGACGAGGAAGAGGAGGAUGUGGCCGAAUCGGGGCGGCUCUUCGUCAGGAACCUGCCCUACACCUGCACUGAGGAGGAACUGUCGGAGCUGUUCGGCAAACAUGGUCCCAUCUCUGAGGUGAAUUUCCCCAUUGACAGCCUCACUAAGAAGCCCAAGGGCUUUGCCUUUGUCUCCUACAUGAUCCCAGAGAACGCAGUGGUGGCGUUGGCCAAACUCGACGGACACAUCUUUCAGGGCCGAAUGCUCCACAUCCUCCCCUCGCGACUGAAGAAGGAGAAGGCUGACCAGGGCCCCAACGCUCCGGGCUCCUCGACCUACAAGCGGCAGAAGGAUGCCAAGGACAAGGCGGCCAGUAGCAGCUCUCAUAACUGGAACACACUUUUCCUGGGCACCAGCUCUGUCGCAGAUGCCAUCGCAGAGAAGUACAACACCACCAAGAGCCAAGUCCUGGAUCAUGAGUCAUCAGGCAGUCUUGCUGUAAGGAUGGCCUUAGGCGAAACCCAAAUUGUUCAAGAGACGCGGCAGUUCCUGCUGGACAAUGGUGUCAGCCUGGACUCCUUCAGUCAGGCGUCCGGAGCGCGCAGCAACACUGUUAUCCUUGUGAAGAACCUUCCAUCGGGGGUGCAGGGGCCGGAGCUGGAGGCCCUGUUCUCUCCCUUCGGCUCCCUGGGAAGAGUCCUGCUGCCCCCCUCCGGCCUGACGGCCAUCAUCGAGUUCCUGGAGCCCACUGAGGCCAAGCGGGCCUUCACCAGACUGGCCUACAGCAAGUUCCAGCAUGUUCCGCUGUAUCUGGAGUGGGCGCCCACAGCCGUGUUCACGAGCCCGGCACUGGCCAGGACCAAGAAAGCGCCAGCAGACGUUCAGUCGCCAGCCACCUCCUCAGCGCCAGAGCAGAGCGCUCCCAAGGAGUCAGGGAAGGAAGAGAAGCAGGAGGAGGAGGAGGAGGAGGAAGAGGAGGAGAGCAUCCCAGGUGCCACACUCUUCAUCAAGAACCUGAACUUCAUCACGACGGAGGAGACCCUACGGCAGACGUUCUCCAAGAGUGGAGAGGUGAAAAACUGCACUAUCUCCAAGAAGAGAGAUAAGACGGGCAAAUUGUUAUCGAUGGGCUACGGCUUUGUAGAGUUUCGUAAGCCUGAGGCUGCUCAGAAAGCCAUGAGACAGCUGCAGAACUGUAAAGUGGAUGAGCACCAGCUUGAACUGAAGGUGUCUGAGCGCGCCACCAAACAAGGUGUUGCGAGCUCUCGGAAAAAGCAGACCGCCAAGAAGCAGACCACGUCGAAGAUCCUUGUGCGGAAUAUCCCGUUCCAGGCCACAGUGAGGGAGCUGCGGGAGCUGUUCUGCACGUUUGGAGAGUUGAAGACCGUCCGCCUGCCCAAAAAGGCCAGUGGCACUGGAACGCACCGUGGCUUUGGCUUUGUGGACUUCCUCACCAAACAGGACGCCAAAAAAGCCUUCACGGCUCUCUGCCACAGCACCCAUCUGUACGGCAGACGUCUAGUUCUAGAGUGGGCCGAUGAGUCCGAGGAGACCGUUGACGCCCUGCGCAGGAAAACGGCCCAGCAUUUCCACGAUGCCCCGAAGAAGAGGAAGCAGUCGGAGGUGCUGGAGGGCAUCAUGGAGCAGAUGGAAGCUGGGAACGAGGACGAGGACGAAUGAGAAAAAAAGAGAGAGAGAGGUGAUGUGGAAGACUGGGCAGCUUGAGCUUAUGCCAUCCCCAUGGUGACCGGUGAUUUGGUCUGACCAGCAGGUUUGGAGAGGCAGCCAUUUUCUCUUCCUUUCAAACUGUUACCUGAGCCUUCACUUAAAACAACAGUGCAGAAACGCCAUUGGAGGGGCAAAGCACUCUAUCGGAUCUGCCUCAAUGAAGCACCACGUCCACUCUUGCUUAACUGUGACUGCGGGAUGGGCCAUGGACAUGACUUGGAUAAUGAUAGACGGAUGAAAGGCUUGCUAGCACUUCUCCGUUGUUCUGGUUGAACUUUGGGCUUGAUGUAUACCAUUAAGUGCGUAGGAUUCCCUGCAUACCGCUAAUGUACAGUGUAUUGUGGAUGUUGGAUAUGGAAAGACAGCCCAGUGAGCACAAUUAGUAUUUUUUAUGGCACAGCUUAUUAAAAUAUUGUAUAUUGUAUAAACUAAAGAAAUGGUUGAGAUCGGAUCAGGCUUUUCUUGUGUUGAUCUCUCUGUGAAUUAAAUGUUUUCGUGAUCUUUUAA
This is a messenger RNA of Alosa sapidissima (American shad), 3614 nucleotides long. It is a transcript of the gene rbm19, whose product is annotated as RNA binding motif protein 19. The record is from RefSeq and is a predicted model, not a curated record. Bases 174 to 3059 code for a protein of 961 amino acids. The transcript is spliced from 24 exons. Gene Ontology annotation, molecular function: RNA binding. NCBI's taxonomy places the organism in Eukaryota, Metazoa, Chordata, Actinopteri, Clupeiformes, Clupeidae.